CGGGCGGAGGCGGCCGAGCGGGCACGAGGAUGCGGGCGGCGGGGGUCGCGCCCAGGAUCGCGCGCAGGUGAUGCUUCUGGGAGGUGCGGCCGUCCACGCCCAGCCAGCAGCUCCCCUCAAUACGAACAUGCCGGUUAGGUUGCCUUUUGCAAGAUGAGCCAGAGUCAGCUGGUCCCCAAGUUCUCCCGGCGGUCUCCUGUCCACCACACCACCCGAAAGGGCCGCCCGGCUCAACCAAAGUUUCCUCCAGAAGACGUCCAUCAGAUUUCCAAAGACUCCUUGGAACUGGAUUCAGAAAGCCUUCCUGCAGAGAGCCAGUCCCAGCCAGAGCCGGAAGUCUGGGUACGAGGCAAGGACAUGGAGGCGGACAGCCUGGAGGAGGAGAGCCCCGUCCAGGAGAGCCUGAGUGAGACGGAGGAGGAGGCCAGCAGGAAAGCAGCGCAGAUGGCCAGCAAGGACCGCCUCCUCGAGCAGGGCCCUGGCACCAAGAUCAGCCAGUCGCCAACAGGAGACAAAUACUCAGACCUGCGCUAUGACCCAAACUGGAAGCAGAAGAAAGAAGAGGUGCAGUUGCUGAAGAUCGAGGCGUUGCCCAUGUCAGCGGGCAGCUCCAUCGAGAACGUGGCUCUGGAUCCCCUCUACCCUUCCAAGGAGACCACCAUGGAACUCCCGGGAGACAAAGGCGAGGAGAGGACCCCACAGAGCUCUGCGCCCUCCUUACUUGGGAGUGAGUUCGUAAGCCCCAGCUAUGAGCAAGGUGCCCGCCGCAGUCAUGUAUCAGAGCUGAGCGACAGUGACCUGGCCGAGAAGUCCAGCAACCUGUCCCAAUAUCUGCAGAGCUCCGGGUCACGGCCUGCGGCCUCCCAGCCCAGCUCGCGUGGCCCGCGCCGAAGGAAGUCUCGACAAUAUUUUGUGGAAAAAAACAAGCUGACUCUGGGCUUUCCCACGCCAAAGAUGGACUCUUACCUCCAGUUGCACAGCAAAAGAAGGGGGGAGACGCACCUUGAACAGAUCUUCCACCCCGUCAGAGCCACUGGCCAGACGUCCACUCAGAAUGCCAGAGAGACUGAGAACGCUGCCCUCCAACCCGAAGAUAAGUGGCACCAAAGGGCCCAGCAGCUAAAGAAUUACCAAGAACAGUGGUCUCAGCAUGAAAGCACAAAGUCCAACAGUGUACCACGAGGACCAUCUUCCGACACCACCGAUGGCCAGCAGCCAUUCAGAAGGCCUGUCAGGCGCAAGAUCCGCAAGCGAUAUAGACACCGGAUGGUCUCCAAGUCUCUGGGGCCAGAUGUGCAGGUUAUCAUCGGCCAAGGAGAGCAGAAUUCCACGACCAGACAGCAGCCAAACCAGAACAAGCCCACAAAGCAGGAGCCCAUGGUGGUCAUCUAUGCCCCACCCAGCAACCCCCAGCCCAGGGCACGGGGGGUCCAGGAGCACAGCGUCGCCCCCAAUGCAUCCGCCCCCCCCAAACAGGCUUUUGAGAACAUCGUCAUCGGUCAUAGAAACCCACUUGUCUACCCGCCACUGGUGAACGUUCACAAGGAAAGAGGGCGCAGAGACCCCGAGGAGAGACGGUUCCCAACACAGCAGCUGCAGCCCCCCACGCUGGCUUACGCCAACUUCCACUAUUCCAACGGACUCUCCAAGAGGCCGGGGCCCAGCGGCCAGAAAGGUGCUCAGACUGUUUCCAAUGCAAAUGUCAACAGCUCAGUGGAAAAGAAGAAACAUCGCAGGCAGCCCAAACAGACGCAAGCAGAGGCGAGAUACAAGAACUUGGAAAUACUGUGGAAGUUCCACCCUGCCUCCGAGAGCCAGCCACCAGCACGCGCCUCCCCGGACUCCAGGCUGGCCGAGAUCAUGGAGCAGCACCAGCAGGCCCUGAUGCAGCUGGCCGAGGUGCAGCCGAGCGAGGGCACCCCGCAUGACCACGACCACCACGUUGCCCUCCCGCACAUCCUGACCCGGGUGGACAGUGAGUCCCAGCUCCCUUCCGGGAGGCACUACAAGAAGCCCGCGCCAAUGGGCCGGAGCAAUUCGGAGAGCUACCUGUUCCAGCUAGAAAGGGGCCAACGGCAGAGGAAGAGACACAGCGUGCAGAGUUCCAAGCUGAAAGAUUAUGAAAUAAAAGACGUGAAGCUUGGGGGCCUCGGACCCGACUUUCAGACCAUAAGAGACAAAAUGCAGAAGUUAGCUCAGCAAAAGGAAUACUCCAAACAAGUCAAAGAAUACAACAUGAGGGCUCUCUCCCUCCUGUCCAAACCCCCAACUGCGAAGACAGAGAGCAGGCCUCUCAUCCCUCGGCAGAAGGCUUUGGAGUACGCUAAAACCAUCCCCAAACCUAAGUCAUCCUCAGUGAAUGAUCCUGCAUCAAAAGAAAAGAAAAAUUCAACCUAUGCUGGAAAAGAGACUUUACCGGAAAUUUCGCUGCUCGAAGUACUACAGAGCAGACAUGAACGGGAAAAACAGGCCGUGGCUGCUUUCAAGGUCCUCCACAUCGUCUAGACAACAAACGAGUAGACGUG
Messenger RNA from Sorex fumeus (smoky shrew), 2525 nucleotides. RefSeq names its product junctional cadherin complex regulator (gene JHY). Gene Ontology annotation, biological process: axoneme assembly; brain development. The transcript is spliced from 9 exons. The record is from RefSeq and is a predicted model, not a curated record. Bases 154 to 2505 code for a protein of 783 amino acids. Lineage: Eukaryota; Metazoa; Chordata; Mammalia; Eulipotyphla; Soricidae.